GGCUUCCUGCGAGCGAGCGGCCGGGCCGAGGGCUGCCCGGGCUGAGGAGCGAGGCGAGCCCGCGGUGUGCCGUGCAGGCCCCGCCUCUGUUUCACUCCGUCUGGCAGCUGGCUUUUUCCAGCGUGAACGCAUUUCCACACCCCCCCUCCCGGCUUUUAUUAUGCUUAAAUCUUUUUCCUGCCGAGCGUUUAGGGAUGGUUUGGCAUUGGCCAGCGUGCCGCCUUGCUCUGGUCCGGGUGGAACGAUGCCCUCUGCCAGCAUCCCUUCAGAUGCUCGUCUUGCUUCUCCUGUAGCCGUGUCUCUCCCCCUCAGCGUCAUCUGCAGUUUCAACAACUCCCCAGACCGUCCUUAACCAUGUUCCCUAAAGAAAUUCAUCCGCAAGACCAAACUAAGGCGAAAUCUAUGGUGGCCCCAAUUCCAAGUACUCAUGUUCACCAAGUUCUGCCAGUAUUGUCAGGACUGGGGGGUGUUCAAAGGCAAACAGAAUUGUUUUGUUUUAAGGAACUUUUUGGGUGAAUUAACCAUGAGAAAAAAAUAAUGUGAAAGUGGGAUAUUCUGCAGUUGCUCUUAAUCAUGUCAUGGAUUUUAAAGAAAAGAAACAGGAAAUUGUCAAGCCAGUAUCUCCCUCAGAGUUGUUUCCAUCUUUGCCUAUUGUACAAGGGACAUCUAAAAGAAUUAAAGUCUUAACCCGGCUGACACUUAUUGUUUCUGAUCCUUCCCACUGUAAUCUCUUGAGAUCAACAUCUGCAAAUAUAAGGUUAUAUGACAUCAUAGCAGUAUUUCCAAAGACUGAGAAACUGUUCCAUAUCGCUUGCACAACUCUAGAUGUGGAUUUGGUAUGCAUAAAUGUAACAGAAAAGCUGCCAUUCUACUUCCGAAGACCUCCUGUGAAUAUGGCAAUAGAUCGAGGCAUUUACUUUGAACUUCUUUACACGCCUGCCAUCAAAGACUCCACAAUGAGAAGAUACACAAUUUCAAAUGCAAUCAGCCUUAUGCAGAUCUGCAAAGGAAAGAACAUUGUUAUAUCUAGUGCAGCUGAAAGGCCUCUAGAGCUACGAGGUCCUUACGAUGUGGCUAAUCUAGGUUUGCUGUUCGGCUUGUCUGAAGGUGAAGCCAAGGCAGCUGUGUCUACCAACUGCAGAGCCACUGUGCUCCAUGGAGAAACUCGGAAGAGUGCCUGUGGGGUAGUGUACACAGUGAAGAAGCCUCGCAAGGUUGAGGAGGAAGAAACAACACUGCCAGCUUGCAAGAAAGCCAAGACUUAAGCUUGAGGACUGAACCCACUGUCAACAGGAGCCUCCAUCCCAUCUUUACCUAAUGUUGAGUCUUCCACCAUGCUCCAGCCACCCCAGUUCAUCUCUUAAUACUUUAUAUAGCUGGAGAAGAAUUAUUCUUCUGGUGUUCAAGUGAGGAAAGCUGUGGCAAUGAGGCUGCUGAAUGGUAGUUUACCGCAUCUGAAAUGUCUGCUGCUGGGCUUCUGGCCAAGAUCAGGAGAUAACCUCUCUACCCUGUCUUAGGUCUUCUGGUGUUAGUGCAAACUCAACACAACGUUUCUAACGUAUGGAAAUUUUGUUGUACAAGUGCAUUCCUUUUUUAUUAAAAAUAUUUCUAUGAA
Cuculus canorus (common cuckoo) is the source of this 1615-nucleotide messenger RNA. RefSeq names its product ribonuclease P/MRP subunit p30 (gene RPP30). Bases 579 to 1265 code for a protein of 228 amino acids. The transcript is spliced from 11 exons. Gene Ontology annotation, cellular component: ribosome; nucleolar ribonuclease P complex. NCBI's taxonomy places the organism in Eukaryota, Metazoa, Chordata, Aves, Cuculiformes, Cuculidae. Gene Ontology annotation, biological process: translation; tRNA processing. The record is from RefSeq and is a predicted model, not a curated record. Gene Ontology annotation, molecular function: RNA binding; structural constituent of ribosome.